AAUGAUCACCAUGCUUUACUAAUUCCCCUAUAUAAAUCUCCCUCACUUGCUCUUUUAUCUAACCAAAUUAACUUCCUAUUUCAAAAAAUGGCUUAUUUUCAUGUGUACAUUCUUUCCAUAAUCUUUUCAUUGAUCCUCUUGUCCAAUGGAGUUUUUCAUGAAGAAAUCUCUGAUAUUCAAGCCAUGAAUUUAAGAAGUCAAAAAACAAGUCACCUCCAUUUCUACUUCCAUGAUAUCCAAGGUGGAAAACAUCCUUCAGCAAUCAAAAUAGUUUCACCGGGUGGCGGAGGAAUAUAUGGUUUUGGCAAAACUUUCAUGUGUGAUGAUGCACUAACCAUAGGGCCUAAUGCAUCAAGUGAGGUUAUUGGAAGGGCUCAAGGGAUUUACGCGAUGGCUUCACAGAGCGAACCUGUGUUGCUUAUGACAAUGAUUUUUGAGUUUACACAAGGCAAGUAUAAUGGGAGCAGCAUAAGUAUUCUUGGGAGGAAUCCAUUUAUGAGAGAUGUUAGAGAGAUGCCUAUUGUUGGAGGCACUGGACUCUUUAGGUUUGCUAGAGGCUAUGCAUUGGCUCAUACUUUCUGGUUUGAUGUCAACACUGGAGAUGCUAUUGUGGAAUACAAUGUGUUUGUUCAACAUUAUUGAAGUAAGAAUAUGUGCUUAUAAAGUAGUAGUCACAGGCACAAUGACUACUUCUUUUUCUUAUUUAUUCCAUCUUUAGCAAGCUUGUUCAAUUUCUUUUUAUGAAUGUUCUAAAGUGAUGUCUUAUUUUUAUCAAAGAGUUUUGGUACAAAGGUUUUAUCAA
Messenger RNA from Solanum lycopersicum (tomato), 802 nucleotides. RefSeq names its product dirigent protein 22. Lineage: Eukaryota; Viridiplantae; Streptophyta; Magnoliopsida; Solanales; Solanaceae. The record is from RefSeq and is a predicted model, not a curated record.